Molecule: messenger RNA, 1256 nt
Organism: Spea bombifrons (plains spadefoot toad)
Lineage: Eukaryota; Metazoa; Chordata; Amphibia; Anura; Pelobatidae
Gene: GPR20
Product: G protein-coupled receptor 20
Exons: 1
Coding region: 17-1078 (353 amino acids)
Biological process (GO): phospholipase C-activating G protein-coupled receptor signaling pathway; positive regulation of Rho protein signal transduction
Cellular component (GO): membrane
Molecular function (GO): G protein-coupled receptor activity
Source: RefSeq, a predicted model, not a curated record
CUGAGAAGAAGUAACGAUGGAGUGUCUCUUUAACCGGAAAACCAACGGCACGGUUUAUCCUUUAGAUAUGAACCGCACUUCUUCUUAUAUAGACUCCCCUGCUAUAAACCAGUUAACGGAUCUAGAUAAGACCCUCCACGUAACCUUUUACAGCCUCUGGGUUGCACUUAUGGUCAUCAACAGCAUGAUUUUCCUGGUGGGCAUCGUGCUGAACAGUUUAGCGAUCUACGUCUUCUGCUUUCGAACAAAGUCGAAGACCACGUCGGUUAUCUACACCAUAAACUUGGUAGUGACCGAUCUCCUGGUUGGACUUUCUCUGCCGACGCGUAUUAUCAUGUACUACAGCGGGGGAAGCUGCUCCACGUGCUUCUUCGUCCACAGUUUCACGUACUUUGUUAACAUGUAUUGCAGUAUACUUUUUUUGACCUGCAUCUGCGUCGACCGCUACAUGGCUAUUGUCCAAGUGGAGGCGUCGCGCAAGUGGAGGAACCCCAACUAUGCCAAAAUGAUAUGCAUCCUAAUUUGGAUAUUUGCAGUGGUGGUCACCUUUACGAUCUUGACCACCACCAUUAACCAUCCAUCGUGCUGUCUCUUUCAACUGUUUUCGUUGACAUUCUUCGAGUACUUUGUGCCUCUGAUCAUUAUCACCUUCUACACCCUGAGGAUCAUGUGGGCUUUAUCCAGGUCGACCCUCAUGAACCAAAGCCGCGAGAGGCGCAUGAAGGCCGUCCAGCUCCUCAUCACCGUCCUCAUCAUCUUCACCGUGUGCUUCACGCCCUUUCACGUCAGCCAGGUGGCCAUAUGCGUCAGCAAUUCCAUAUCACGCAACGUCAGCCUCAUUGUCUACCAUGUCACGGUGACCCUCAGCAGCCUCAACAGCUGCAUGGACCCUAUUGUCUACUGCUUUGUCACCAACAACUUUCAGUCCACCAUGAGGAGCAUCUUCAGGAAGCAUCACCCGGAGCAACUCAACGUAGAUAUUGUGGGUCUGCACAAAAACUCUAAGGGCUCGGGGACAAUCACAGCGAUAUCUAACGCUAUAGUGAGCCUACCACUACAAAGUAGCACCCUCAUAUAGCCAGCUGCAGUUACCCCCCAAGACAGCGGAGGUAGGAUUACCAGGCCUGAGAACUUUGGACACCAACCCUUCCAUAUAACUGCGGAUACGUUCCUUAACAAUAACGAUGCAUUCCAAGGGUGACUUUUUAUGAAGACAAAUUUUUUCAUGAAUGGUGUUUUUUUUCUUUAUUUUCCUU